This is a messenger RNA of Acaulospora colombiana, 900 nucleotides long. The record is from the annotation of a GenBank genome assembly. NCBI's taxonomy places the organism in Eukaryota, Fungi, Glomeromycota, Glomeromycetes, Diversisporales, Acaulosporaceae.
AUGGGUCGUGUAAGGCGAGACAGUCUAGCAACAACAGAAGAGAUAAUUGACGGCAAAGCAAUAUUUACUAACUCUAAAGACUCCUUUACGAAAUUUAAAGAUUCCUCGUUCGUGAACAACAACGUGGUUGGAACCAAUGCCUUCUCUCCUAUUAACCUUUCUCACCUGUUAUCUCUUCGUCUGAUAUUUUUCAAAUUAGGUGUAGACGGUCGCUGGAUACAAUGUGAUAAUUCAUCACGCAGUAGCGGAAGCUCACACAAGAAGUUAAAAACUUCAAAUGGGUCAGUUUCACGCAUAACGCCACCUCCUUUUGAGCCUUCUGCUCCCUCAGAGGAUCAUGAUGACAUUGAGACUAUAGAAGUAGAAAAAGACCAAACAACUCUGAAUCUGCAUGACAACAUUAGCAGCACAGAUAUCAACGAAUUACCAAAAAGGCAAACAUGCAAGUUUCAAAAAAACGGCAUAUCCCAGAAACUUAAUAACAAUCAUAAUUUCAACGAUAAUUCCGUCACCGUUUCCAAUGGAAAUGGUCACGGUGGUCGCAAAGAGAAAAGGACAUCAUUCGUUACCACCACCACCACUGACGCAGAACUACCAAUAUUAUUUCACCCGUAUAAUUGGUCUCAUCCUGUUUCAUACAACCGCGCACUUCAUCGUGUAGCCCAGAUACGUGAGUUUAUCUUGACUCAUUGUCCAGCUGCUGCUUCUUCGUCGCCGCUAUCGUCGUCAUCGGUUAACGGUGUUAAAGUUAAUGGCAUUGGAAUCGACGUGAUGGAAGAUAUAGUUGAGAAUACGAAUUUUCCUGAAUCAUCAAUAAGAAUUGCGAUUGAUUUGUGGAAUAAACUGGAAAGGUUGGAGAAGUCGUAUAACAAAAAAAAACCUUUCAUUACAAAAUCAUAA